This is a messenger RNA of Triplophysa dalaica, 979 nucleotides long. It is a transcript of the gene vipb, whose product is annotated as vasoactive intestinal peptide b. Gene Ontology annotation, cellular component: neuron projection; extracellular region; perikaryon. The transcript is spliced from 4 exons. Gene Ontology annotation, biological process: negative regulation of apoptotic process; positive regulation of epinephrine secretion; negative regulation of smooth muscle cell proliferation. Bases 482 to 979 code for a protein of 165 amino acids. Lineage: Eukaryota; Metazoa; Chordata; Actinopteri; Cypriniformes; Nemacheilidae. Gene Ontology annotation, molecular function: peptide hormone receptor binding; neuropeptide hormone activity. The record is from RefSeq and is a predicted model, not a curated record.
AUGACCGACAAUGAGUGUCCUGCUGGGAUGAUGGUGACGCAGGUCAGACGCCCAGAGAUUUCAGUUCAGUGAAUAAUCAGGUGUAUAAAAGCGAGGGGUAUCAGAAGAAGGACUGAAACGCUGCAGAGACCGAGACGCUCCAGCUGAGCAAACAUCAGUAUUCUUCAUUUACACAGGUGUCUGGAUCUUGGAACGGGCUUCAGAACAUCUCUACAGUGAGUGCUAUUAUUAUGGACUAUAUUAGUAUUAAUGUUUUUUAUAGGGGCCGUGCCCAUUCAGCUACCUCAGCUACAAAAGUUUUCAAUAUUUAUAUGGAAAUGACAUUUAUGUACUAAACUAAAGAUUAAAAGAAGGAUUUUGAAAAUGUGACUACACACUCAUAUGAAUAUCAAAUCUUGAAUCUCUGUCAAUCACAGGACCACGUAAGAGAACUGAUGAAGUAGUCUUACUUCAGAUUUGUUUGGUCUUUUUUCAGAAAGUCAUGAUCUCUCUGAGCAGCUGUCAAACUCUUCUUCUGGUUGCGAUCUGCAGUGUUUUCUGCAGCAGGACUCUUGCAUUGCCUGCGAUCUCUGCAUAUCCUGACAUCAGAUCAGGCAGUUUAGAUGAAGACGGGGAUGAUGAGUGGACCAGAGAUCCGUCACUACAGGAUUUAGAGGCGUACAAACUCUUGUAUGAACUCGCAAACACAGUUGAGAGACCAUCCAGACAUGCUGACGGGUUGUUCACAAGCGGAUACAGCAAACUGCUCGGUCAACUGUCUGCUAAAGAAUACCUGGAGUCUCUCCUGGCAAAGAGAGUCAGCGAUGAACUGGGUGUGGAGCCAGUCAAACGUCACUCAGACGCCGUCUUUACAGACAACUACAGUCGAUACCGUAAACAGAUGGCUGCGAAGAAAUACCUCAACUCUGUGUUAGCCGGAAAGCGGAGGCAAGCGUCAAUGUUACUGUUACACAAAUCCUUACCUGAAUAUACGCGAUAG